Molecule: messenger RNA, 4176 nt
Organism: Polypterus senegalus (gray bichir)
Lineage: Eukaryota; Metazoa; Chordata; Cladistia; Polypteriformes; Polypteridae
Product: zinc finger protein 501-like
Exons: 3
Coding region: 1956-3356 (466 amino acids)
Biological process (GO): regulation of transcription by RNA polymerase II; central nervous system development
Cellular component (GO): nucleus
Molecular function (GO): RNA polymerase II cis-regulatory region sequence-specific DNA binding; DNA-binding transcription factor activity, RNA polymerase II-specific
Source: RefSeq, a predicted model, not a curated record
UGUUUCUAUGGUAUACUGAUGUAGAAUUACAAGCAUUUCAUAAGUGUCAUAGGCUGUUAUUGACAAUUACAUUAAUUGUAUGCGCAGAGUCAAUAUUUGCCCCUCUUUCUUUAUCAAGACCUCUGCAAUUAGCCCUGGCACGCUGUCUGUCAAUCAACUUCUGGGCCAAAUCCUGACUGAUGGCAGCCCAUUCUUGCAUAAUCGUUUGUCAGAAUUGGUAGCUUUUCGUUUGUCCACAAGUUCUCAAAGGGAUUAAGGUCUGAGGAGUUUCCUGGCCACUGACCCAAACGUUCGAUGUUUUAUUCCCCGAGCCACUUAGUUCUCACAUUUGCCUUCUGGCCCGGUGCUCCGUCCUGCUGGAUUGUUCAUUGUUGGUCACCAAACUGUUCUUGGAUGGUUGGGAGAAGUUGCUCACGGAGGAUGUUUUGGUUUUCCUUACACUUCAGUAUAUCGUAGAAACAUCUGUGUUAGAGAGAUAUCAAUUAUAAAGAGACACGGAUCGCAUUUAAAGGUGCACCUCCCAGCAUGCACGAGAGUGUCUAUUAUGGGAUGUUAAAAAAAGCGAAGAAGGUGCACGAGUGCCGCAAUUGUCAAUUCCGCAUAGAGAAGCAUCUGUUUGAAUUAAGAAUCAGCAGUGUACCGAGUUAAGAUAUGUUUGCGUUUUACUUGUAUUUUAUGUUUUUAUAUGUUAAGAUGUAAAGUCGUUUUAAAUGUACUGAUUACAUUAUUGAUUUAGAUUCUAUACUGCCGGUAAACUAGUGCUUAAUUUGAGUAAUACUGUCAUCUACCAGACUUUGGGUACUUUAUCAAUAAGUUGUAUGUAUUCUUUUUUUAUUGUAGACCACACAUACAAAUACACCUAUACCUAAUCGAAUACAGGCGUAUAUCUUCAAAUAAAUGAGUUCAAUUUCAAUCUAAGCUGCUGUGUGGAAUUCUCUGCAUCAUUUGCCAGUGUCCUGAUCGACACUCCGGAGUGGACACUAUACGUCCUGAACAUAGAUAAAGAUAACGUGGUCCUUUGCUACAAUCUGAGAAAAAAGGUCUAAAAACACUGAAGCAGCAAACUUUGUGAAAACCAACACUUGUGUCUUUCUCAAAACCUUUGGCAACGACUGUAUUACGGUGGGCGUUUUAAGCCGUAAUUUUUUCAAAGAAGUGAAAACUCAAAGUACAUUUUCACUAUGAAAUCGCCUUCUCCUCAAGUUCAUAGAAGUCGGCGACCCCAUGGUACACUGACAGAAGAUACGGCUAGGAAUGGCGGAGUGUUUCGACGCUUUGAACGUAGAAUCGGGACUCGACAACGCCAAGUGAAGCGAGCUGCAGACAGAUAACAGUGAAUGGCGUGUAAAAUCCUGAACGUGCUGUAACUGAGUGAAAUGAAAUGAGAAAAAAUUCCAUAUCCGAAAAGUUUUGACCCCAAACUCGAUCCGCUUAACUGCUGCUGCCGCGUGGCGUGAUACUUUCUAAAAGUCUGCUCACUCCCUUGACUCGUUGCCUUUCUCCAGUUUACUACUCAGAAGCGAGAGACACGAGCCGCGCGCCAGCUUUAGUUUUGUCGGCAUUGAUGACGUCACAAGCGAGGCCUGUUUGGGGGAUCGGCACUUGGCCACCGCACUGGGUGAUACCUGCCAUUAUGACGUAACUGGUAGUUGAAUGAGAUUGACUCACGCCUACCGAAGGGGAGGAGUCUUACAGUUAGAGGCGUUCUGAAGGGGCGGGACUAUCCUGAGAUGCCGUGCAGAGGGCGUGUCACUUAGAGAUCAUAAAUGACUUGGAGAGCAGCACUGCUGUUUACAUUCAUUAGUCAGGAUAUGUGAGCAUCUGGCUAUCGGAGGAAAAGAAAACUUCUUCGGGGCCACGUGGAAAUGCUGAUGUAGUGCCGGUCUCUCGAGUUGAAGACAAGAUUUGAAACAGAGGACAAAUCACAAGAAGGCUGCUAUCUCCACUUGUCCAAUAUGGAGAUGGUAAACUCAUCUGUUCAAGGACCUCAACAUGAGAAAUAUAAAUGUGAAAUGGUGUUCUCUGAUAAAGUGUGUAACUAUGAGCAAGAAACAUAUCACAGAAUGUACUGGGGCCUCCUUUUGAUGCAUGGUAUAGAGGUUGAUGAAGAGUACUGUAAAUGGAGGUCUGGACAUCUGGAAAAGGAGAGCAUCUGCAUGAACAAGCAGGAGGAUAGUGGACCUAUGGACUUUACAGUGGACUCUGAGCUGUUGUCUUACCUCAGUGAUGUGCAGAAAAACAAAACUGUCAGCAGCAUAAAGGAUGAAGUCCUCAGCUCUGAGUCGGACAGGCAGUGUUCUUAUCCAGAUGAAGAGGGUCCUGGAUUGGGAUUGACCCCCAGUAGACAUUGCCCCCAACAGCAACUUUCUGUCAAUGUGAAGUUGGAAUCUUUGGAAUCUGACAUGAAGAGGACAGUCAAAGCAUCAGAUUCAAGUCCUGCUGGAGAAGCUUUACAAGCCAAUGGCGGCAGCUUCUUCUCCCCAUUGGCUCAGACAUCUCCUCAGUGCAGAUCUCAACAGACUGUGGAUGAUAAGAAUAUGAAGAACGUGACAUUAGCAUCAGAGAAUGGGAUACCCGCCUCUUUCCGGGAUGAUUCUCAGUCGGUGACGAAACUAAACACAGUAGGUGUGAUCACCACUGAAACUCAGAUACCCAAUACGGACUUAACCAAAGUCUACAAGACACAGAGGGAAUUGGUUAAAAGAAAAUGUAAGUCCAGGGAUGGUAAUCUGUGUCAAACACAACAGGAGCCAUAUAAGUGUUCUGAAUGUGGCAAGAUCUUCCGAAAAAUGAGCAAUCUAAAAAAUCACAGAAUAGUUCACACUGGAGAGAGGCCAUUUUCCUGCCCAGAAUGUGGAAAAGGAUUUCCCACCAUUGGCACCCUUCAUAGACAUGUAAGAAUUCACACUGGAGAGAAGCCCUACUGUUGUUCAGAAUGUAGGAAGCAAUUCCGAACACGCAGCAAUCUUCAGGAGCAUAUAAAAAUGCACACAGGAGAGAAGCCAUAUUGUUGUUCUGACUGUGGUAAGCGAUUUCAACAACUGCACAGUCUAAAGACGCACAGACAAAUUCACACUGGAGAGAAGCCCUACUGUUGUUCAGAAUGUGGGAAGCAAUUCCGAACAAAGUACAAUCUUAAGGAGCACAGAAGAGUUCACACUGGAGAGCGACCAUAUUGUUGUUCUGAAUGCGGAAAGCGAUUCCUACAAUCGCGAAGUCUGAAGACCCACAGAAAAAUUCACACUGGAGAGAAGCCCUAUUGUUGUUCAGAAUGUAGAAAAGGAUUUACCACCAUCGGCAGCCUGCGUAAACAUGUAAAAAUUCACAUGGGACAGAAGCCAUAUUAUUGUCCAUAAUGUGGUAGGACAUUUACCAGCAUUGCCAACCUUCAGAAACUGCAAAACAUGUAAAACGCACACAGGAGAAAAGCUAUAUUGUUCUGAUUGAGGAAAACAAUUUGCCAUAAUGAAUAACCUCCAGAUCUACACAAGAACUCAUAGUGGAGAGAAGGCUCAAUUGGGAUGAUAUAAGUACUAAAACAAGGCAAGAGUGAGGUUCUGUCUUAAAAGUACUCAAAUUAAUCCAUUGCUGAGAAUUUAACUUCGAUAGAAGCCCUAAAGUAGUAGGCUGGAGGGUGAAGAAUGAAGGAUGAACAGGGAUGAGAGAGUUGUAAGUGUCCAUACUGUUCGAAACUUGAUGAAUAUCUUCAUAUUGUGGGCUUUGUUGCAUACCACACCUCUUCAAGGUAAAUCUAUUUUUAUAAAGGACCCUAAAAUUAAUUCAAGGUGGCCAUUCAUCUCCCUCAAUGAAAGGUGCCCACCCCCUGUGUCAGCAACAUGGUAGGUGAUGGUAUUAGCAAUAGUGCAACAUCUUCAGAUGAACAGAAGACCUCCAAAUGUGGUGGCAGUCCAAAUGGACAGUAUUGCUGGUCCCACCACAGUGGACAUGGUCAGGACACAAAUGUGCAACAUGAGCAAGAAAUGAAGGAAACUGCAGAGUCCAGCGGUCACCUGAAGAUAAUGCAAGGAGGGAACACAAGUGCACGCUUGCUGCCGCUCCUCUCUGUGAAUAACACUUUUUGUUGAAUUUUGCUGCGAUUCUUGUACAGUUUGUAUUGCUUUUCACUUUGUCUCACUGUAUGUUUUGUUCAAGGAUCCAAAUAGAUACUUUUUAUUA